AACCUUCGUGACCCUCUUGAGAAACGUAAGAACAAGCUGGCCGAGUCUCUUCAAGGUAAUCAGCUCUUCAGAGACAUUGAAGAUGAACUUGCAUGGAUCAGAGAGAAAGAGCAGGUGGCUGGCUCUACAAAUCGUGGUCGUGACCUGAUAGGUGUCCAGAAUCUCAUCAAGAAGCAGCAAGCGCUCAUUGCUGAGAUCGCCAACCAUGAAAGUCAAAUUGAUGCUGUCUGCAAAGCGGCUGAAGAUAUGAUUCAGCAGGUCCUCGCAGUCGGACGCACUUUCAUAACUUUGUACAGUUUGAUAUCAUCGGCAUACAUCAAGCAUUUGACCCCAAAUCCUGACAAGGAGGUAGGGAGGCAGGCCGUAUAA
This is a messenger RNA of Cooperia oncophora, 369 nucleotides long. The record is from the annotation of a GenBank genome assembly. Lineage: Eukaryota; Metazoa; Nematoda; Chromadorea; Rhabditida; Trichostrongylidae.